GGCACUGUGAUGCGGAUCUCAACCCAGCACGAUGAGCAUCAACUUGUCACCCAAAUAAACCCACGACUGAUUUUUAAAGUUGUUUAGAGGUCGUUUGUCUAUGAUUGAUGUACUUGCUAACACGUUUUUAGCAGUAGAUGUAGCUCCUACAACAAGAACAUCGUAUUACCAGAACACGUGGUAAGCAGGUUUUACUUCGUACAAAGUAAGUUUCUCCAUCCCGAUCCCCCUAGUGGGAUCAUUGGAUCCACCUAAGGAGACCACACGACUUUAUUACACAUAACUUUAUAAGCACGACGUAAGCACAUAAGAGUCAAUCAUGUUAGCUCUCGCCGCAGGUCGGCGCGAGGUGGCGCGCUCGGCCGCGAGAGUUGGCUCCUUUUCGCAGUCUCGGGCCUUUCUCUCUGCCUCUCAUGCCAAACGGAAGGCUUACGGUGACGAGCCGACAAUUGUCCCUGUCAAAGAUGGCUAUAGGGAGCAUCAGGUACUAAUCCUGUUACUCGCGUCAUCUUCAAUUUAUCAUGAUUGAGUAACUAGUAGGUACCCAUCUUUGUUUUACAACGAGAACGACACCAUCUUUGAGCCAGCUUCUACCUGAAAAGAAACGCGGCUCAACAAAGAUGUUCUACAAGAUAGGUAGUAAGUUGUGCUUGUUCGUAGGUCCACCCAUCCGAAUCGACUAACAUCAUCAAGUUGUGCUUGUUGUUGUGGUGCCUGCUCUACCUAAUCAAUCUACUAAGUAACAACGAACAACCGUUGUAACAAAUUUCACCUUCACUCAUCUCGGACAACUCAGGAAAUCCAAGGUCAAGGUCCUUCGUGGUGGCUGCUCAUGAUAGCCGGAUCCUAUUGUUUCCUUGGUGGCACUGCCGGAUUGCAUAAGUUAAGAGAGCACAUCAAAUGGAAAUGAUAGUUUGUGAUGAUGUUACGAGUAGUUCCAGUUUGCUAUUUGCUUGAGUUCUUGCAUAUUGCAUAGCAUGAGUUGUUAAGAAUAAGGGGACGACGACAGUACCCAGGAACCUCCUAAAGAACAAUAUUUUUUUUUACUUGCUCUUCUUCUUCGAACUCAUAGCGUAGGAAACGAGAAGGACUUGGGCCCGAACUGUCAGUCCGAUUGGCAGCGUAAUUUGGGUGGCAUUACAAACCGAGAGCCAGAAAAAAAGGGCCGUCGAUGGGUAGAAGUACCCGAUGAGAAAGGACGGUUCUAAAACGGUCUUUCUCGAUGAACUGAAGUAUACUGACACGAUGAGAAAGGAUUAAGGUCAAGGUUCUAGGCUAUCCGUUGAGAAGGUUCUAGACUUUACAGUGAGAAAAGACUAAGGUAGUUCUAGAGUCUCUGUUGAAGUGUUCAAGAAGUCAGUUCUAGGGCUACCCGAUAAGAAAGGAAGCUUCUUCUAGAAAGUGAAUGGUUAUCAUGCAGCUGGGUAAUGGUACUUUCUGUUGGAGGCAAAUAAUCUUCUAAGUUGUUCCACGACUUAUUUCGUGAACAUGAUGAUGUGAUUUUAAGACAAAAGAGACCACCACGUCCACAACGACCAGCUUCCAUUCGUGGUCGAAGUCGAAAAUAGAAU
Molecule: messenger RNA, 1571 nt
Organism: Amoebophrya sp. A25
Lineage: Eukaryota; Dinophyceae; Syndiniales; Amoebophryaceae
Source: the annotation of a GenBank genome assembly